UCUUCUCCAAGAGUAUUGAGCGUGUGGCUGUGUGGGAGGGCAUAAGAGAAAGAAGAGAUUUUGGCUUUAGCUUGCUAGAGAGAGAUAGAGAAAAAUGGGCAUUAUGGUAGCAAUGAAUAGGCUGAAGCCAUAUAUCUUUAUGUUGUUCUUACAAUUUGGCUAUGCUGGUAUGUACGUAAUAUCGAUUGUUUCCUUGAAGAAAGGCAUCAAUCAUUAUGUGCUUGUCGUCUAUCGGAAUGCUGUUGCAGCUGCAGCCAUUGCACCUUUCGCAAUUUGGUUUGAGAGGAAAGGGAGGCCAAAGAUGACACCUAGAAUUUUCAUGAAGAUAUUGGCUAUGGCACUCUUGGAGCCAGUACUUGAUCAGAAUCUCUACUACGUGGGGACUGUCUUUACAUCAGCAAGCUUUACUGCAGCACUCGUCAAUAUUCUUCCAGCCAUUACCUUCCUAAUGGCCUUCAUCAUCGGAAUUGAGAAGGUAAAAAUAAAGAGCAAGCGCAGCCAGGCAAAGAUUAUUGGAACUCUGGUGACAGUAGCUGGAGCAGUUUUGAUGAUAAUGUAUAAGGGAGCUGUUGUGGAUCUUCCAUGGACAAAAGGAAGACCUCAACAGGAAGUUACUGAUGCUGGAAUCCAAAAUGAGAGGCAUUGGAUUAUGGGCACAUUUAUGUUGAUAGUAGGCUGUACCUGUUGGUCUGCUUUCUUCAUUCUCCAGGCCAACACCCUGAAAACUUACCCAGCUGAGCUCUCACUUGCCACUCUAAUCUGCUCCAUGGGAAUGGUGGAGAGUGCUUCUGUUGCUCUUGUUAUGGAGAGGGGAUUGAAGCCCUGGUUAAUUGGCUGGGAUACAAGGCUCUUUGCUGCUCUUUACUCGGGCAUAGUUUGUUCUGGUGUUACUUACUACAUCCAAGGGAUGGUAAUGAAGGAGAGAGGACCAGUAUUUGUCACUGCUUUCCAGCCUCUUUGCAUGAUAAUUGUGGCUAUUUUGGGCUCCAUUAUACUUGCUGAAGUGAUCACAGUAGGAAGGAUGAUUGGUGCUACCAUAAUAGUAAUUGGCUUAUAUUUUCUCAUAUGGGGCAAGGCUGAGGAUCACGUAACCCAAUCUUCUCAGAAGCUCCCAACUGUGCUGGAUCAAGAUGCGAAGAAAUCGCCCGCAGUCGAGAAAUUCGUCGAUGUUUCGACCCCAUGAAAUCGCUGAGGCUACUAGAUAUGGUUGCAGGGAGAGCUGAGGAGACUAACCUGGAUUGUUAAGAUGGUCAAGUUGAUUAAUUUGAUCAAGAUGUUACUGCUUGGUACUUAUAUUACUCUUGUCAUACUAAUUAAUACUCUUGGAGUAUUGUAUUAAUCUUUUGAGAUCCUAUCAUAUAUAGAUAUUGGGUGUGAUCAUUAUUGGUUUCCUUUUGAAAAUGUCUUCUUCUGUUUUAAAUUUCUGUCAGAUCUGAAAUGUGAAAUUGCGUAAUGACUUAGUAUUUGUAUGUGGUA
Messenger RNA from Dendrobium catenatum, 1476 nucleotides. Its product is annotated as WAT1-related protein At4g08290. Gene Ontology annotation, molecular function: transmembrane transporter activity. The record is from RefSeq and is a predicted model, not a curated record. Lineage: Eukaryota; Viridiplantae; Streptophyta; Magnoliopsida; Asparagales; Orchidaceae. Gene Ontology annotation, cellular component: plasma membrane. The transcript is spliced from 6 exons. Bases 95 to 1183 code for a protein of 362 amino acids.